Molecule: messenger RNA, 908 nt
Organism: Olea europaea var. sylvestris
Lineage: Eukaryota; Viridiplantae; Streptophyta; Magnoliopsida; Lamiales; Oleaceae
Product: cytochrome P450 CYP736A12-like
Exons: 1
Coding region: 33-653 (206 amino acids)
Molecular function (GO): monooxygenase activity; oxidoreductase activity, acting on paired donors, with incorporation or reduction of molecular oxygen; heme binding
Source: RefSeq, a predicted model, not a curated record
UCAUUUACUAGUUAAAUUUAUCGUUGCAGGAUAUGCUUGCGGCUUCAAUGGACACUGCAGCAUCAACCGUCGAGUGGAUACUUUCCGAACUCCUAAAGAAUCCACAAGUAAUGAAAAAAGUCCAGAAAGAGUUGGAAGAAGUAGUCAGCUUGGACAGGAUGGUGGAGGAGUCGGAUUUGGAGAGUCUAGAAUAUCUAGACAUGGUCGUGAAGGAAACUUUUAGGCUCCAUCCCGUGGCACCAUUACUAAUUCCUCAUUAUUCGCUGGAAGAUUGCACUGUUGAUGGCUACCAUAUACCAAAAGAUGCUCGAAUAAUUGUUAAUACGUUUGCACUUGGACGCGAUCCAAAUGCAUGGACUGAUCCUGAGAAGUUCAAUCCGGAGAGGUUUGUUGGGAGUAGUAUAGACCUCAGGGGACAACAUUUCCAGCUUCUGCCGUUCGGCUCUGGAAGGAGAGGGUGCCCGGGAAUGCAACUGGGGCUCAUCAUGGUUCGAUUUAUCGUGGCGCAACUGGUGCAUUGCUUUGAUUGGAAGCUGCCAAAUAACAUGUUACCUUCUGAGUUGGACAUGACUGAGGAAUUCGGCGUCGUAGUCGCCAGGGCAGAGCAUUUGAUGGCUGUUCCCACUUAUCGUUUGCAAAAAUAUUCAACCUGAAAAGAAUUCCGGGAAUUUAAUCGUUAUUUUACGAAUCUUCGUUUUCAGAACCUUUUUUUAAUUCAGUAAAACUGGUAGACAUGCAGCCUAAAGAUUACAUUAUUCAUCUGAUACCAAUAAAAUCUGCCUUAAACUAUGACCAGUAUGUGCAAUUUCUUUGUGUAUUUGAACAAGAAGAUGGGAGUCAUCUUCGCUGCAAAUCCCUGUAAGCCUUCAUUAUAAGUCUGAUAAAUUUGUGAACCGGUCUUCAAUUGA